AAAAUGCAGCUAUCGAGGCAUACAAAGAUCUUAUCGAUGGUCGUUCUGCGGUACAUUCAGUCGAGAAAGCGAUUUCAUACAUGGAAAGUGUGCCGUAUUUCAAUUGUGCGAAAGGAGGAUCAAUGGACGUUAACGACGAGGUCGUUACAGAUGCCGCUAUAAUUACUCCAGAAAACGCUGGGUGCGUGGGUGCUGUCCGAGACAUAGAACAUCCUAUAGCUCUAGCAAGAAUGGUAUUGGAGAAGACGGAACAUAUACUGAUCGUUGAAAAUGGCGCGCAAAAGUUCGCGCUGGAUAACGGAGUACCAAUUCUCGCGCCGGGUAGUUUGAAUGUCCCAGAAUCGUCAAUGUUGCUUGAUUCGGGCGAAGAUGUCGCGUACGAUCGAAAAAGACGGUUAGCAAGCGGCACGUCAACGGCGGGAGACUCUGGCAAGCCGAUUGGCUACGUGACCGCAACAGGCACGGUGAUUGGCUGCGGAGUGUUCGCGAACGAACAUGGCUGCGUUUCCGUUUCUGGGAAUGACACUUGCAUCUACUGUUACGCGCCAGCACGAAAAAUAUGUGAAAGAUUGCCUCGAGAUGCGACCAUAAAUUAUUCUUUGAACACGGAAUUGGAGAAUCUGCAGAUGGAGACCGGCGAAUCCCAUAUAGGUGCCGUUGCGGUGAACGCGAAAGGUGAUCCUUCCAUCGGAUUCAAAAGCAUGCACUUCCCUUGGGCCUUUUGCCGUUAUGGCUAUGUAUAUUAUGGUAUUGUACAGAACGAAAGCUUCUCGGAAAAAGUAACCGUACUUGAGCGGCCUUUGGACUGCAUGUGUGACACCUCCAGUGGAGAUGAUGAUUAAUUUUUUAAAGUAUAAACAUGUAUCAAACACCAAUAUAUAUAAAUAUGACCGAUGAAAUAUAAUACACUGAUACAACUACA
This is a messenger RNA of Megalopta genalis, 922 nucleotides long. RefSeq names its product isoaspartyl peptidase/L-asparaginase. Gene Ontology annotation, cellular component: cytoplasm. Lineage: Eukaryota; Metazoa; Arthropoda; Insecta; Hymenoptera; Halictidae. Gene Ontology annotation, molecular function: hydrolase activity. The record is from RefSeq and is a predicted model, not a curated record.